AUGGCGGCCCCCCGAGUUUUCCGCCCUGCGGCCCGUCUGCUUUCUUCGCGCCUGGCCUCCACCCCUCUGCGCCCGGCUUUCACCCAGACUGCGUGCGCUCCGUCAAUUCUGCGCGCUCGCGGAUACGCUUCCGAGAGUGGCACCAAGGAGGUCACUGUUCGUGAUGCCCUGAACGAGGCUCUGGCGGAGGAGCUCGAGAGCAACCAGAAAACUUUCAUUCUGGGUGAGGAGGUCGCGCAAUACAACGGAGCUUACAAGGUGACGCGAGGUCUUCUGGACCGCUUUGGCCCCAAGCGAGUGAUCGAUACUCCCAUCACUGAGGCUGGCUUCUGUGGUAUCGCCGUUGGUGCUGCGCUUGCUGGUCUGCACCCUAUUUGCGAGUUCAUGACCUUCAACUUCGCCAUGCAGGCCAUUGAUCAGAUUAUCAACUCCGCCGCUAAGACUCACUACAUGUCCGGUGGUAUCCAGCCUUGCAACGUCACUUUCCGUGGACCCAACGGUUUCGCCGCCGGUGUCGCUGCUCAGCACUCCCAGGACUACUCUGCCUGGUACGGCAGCAUCCCCGGUCUGAAGGUCGUCUCCCCCUGGAGCUCGGAGGAUGCCAAGGGCCUGCUCAAGGCCGCUAUUCGUGACCCCAACCCUGUCGUGGUCCUCGAGAACGAGCUUAUGUACGGCCAGGCUUUCCCGAUGAGCGAGGCCUCCCAGAAGAGCGACUUCGUCCUGCCCAUCGGCAAGGCCAAGAUCGAGCGUCCCGGCAAGGACCUAACCAUCGUCUCCGUCUCCCGCUGCGUCGGCCAGUCCCUCACCGCCGCCCAGGAGCUCAAGUCCAAGUACGGUGUUGAGGCUGAGGUCAUCAACCUGCGCUCCAUCAAGCCCCUCGACGUUGAGACCAUCAUCGCCUCGCUGAAGAAGACCGGCCGCCUCAUGGUUGUUGAGUCCGGCUACCCCAUGUACGGUGUGUCCUCCGAGAUCAUGGCUCUGUCCAUGGAGUACGGCUUCGACUACCUGACUGCCCCCGCAGCCCGUGUCACCGGUGCUGAGGUCCCCACCCCCUACGCCCUCGGCCUGGAGAACAUGUCCUUCCCCCAGGAGGACACCAUUGUCGGCCAGGCCGCCAAGGUCCUGCGUUUGUAA
Messenger RNA from Penicillium argentinense, 1134 nucleotides. Its product is annotated as pyruvate dehydrogenase (acetyl-transferring) subunit E1 beta. NCBI's taxonomy places the organism in Eukaryota, Fungi, Ascomycota, Eurotiomycetes, Eurotiales, Aspergillaceae. The record is from RefSeq and is a predicted model, not a curated record. Gene Ontology annotation, biological process: pyruvate decarboxylation to acetyl-CoA. Bases 1 to 1134 code for a protein of 377 amino acids. The transcript has 4 exons. Gene Ontology annotation, molecular function: pyruvate dehydrogenase (acetyl-transferring) activity.